Messenger RNA from Xiphophorus maculatus (southern platyfish), 3872 nucleotides. It is a transcript of the gene me2, whose product is annotated as malic enzyme 2. Gene Ontology annotation, cellular component: mitochondrion. Gene Ontology annotation, molecular function: NAD binding; malate dehydrogenase (decarboxylating) (NADP+) activity; malate dehydrogenase (decarboxylating) (NAD+) activity. Bases 225 to 1973 code for a protein of 582 amino acids. NCBI's taxonomy places the organism in Eukaryota, Metazoa, Chordata, Actinopteri, Cyprinodontiformes, Poeciliidae. The record is from RefSeq and is a predicted model, not a curated record. The transcript has 15 exons. Gene Ontology annotation, biological process: pyruvate metabolic process; malate metabolic process.
ACAGUUCCUCCCCUGUUUCCAGUCAUUCAGCUGGUUCCGUCUGUAGCGGUAGCUCUUGUCCGAGGACACUCCAGCCCACUCCAGGGUGUCAGACCUCGAAAGUUACACCGAAGAAACAUGCUGAGUAAACAUUAGGCUGUCCAGCAGAAGGAAAGCGCUAUUUUCCACACCCGAAAGCAGAAAGUUUCCGUCAGUGCUCCUUCCGAGAUCAUUGACAGUCCACCAUGUUGUCAAGGUUGAGGACAUCCUGGUCCCUGAGGCCCCGUGUCUCCGUUUGCAGAUGGGCAUACACCAAAGUAAAGGGAAGACCCCUAAUGCUUAAUCCUCGCACCAACAAGGGUAUGGCCUUCACCCUGCAGGAGCGACAGAUUCUGGGGAUUCAUGGUAUGUUGCCUCCCAAAGUGGAGUCUCAGGACAUUCAGGCUAUGCGCUUUCAGAAGAAUCUCAAGAAGAUGACAGAUCCCCUGGAAAAGUACAUCUACCUGAUGGGGAUCCAAGAAAGGAAUGAGAGGCUUUUCUAUAGGGUGUUGAUGGAAGACAUUGAGGAACUAAUGCCCAUUGUUUAUACUCCUACUGUGGGAUUGGCUUGCACACAGUAUGGACACAUAUUUAGGAAACCAAAGGGUUUGUUUAUUUCAAUUCUGGAUAGAGGACAUGUCCGCUCCAUCCUAGAUAACUGGCCAGAAACAAGUGUAGCAGCCGUAGUAGUAACUGAUGGAGAACGUAUUUUAGGCUUGGGAGACCUGGGUUGUUAUGGAAUGGGCAUACCUGUUGGGAAACUCUGUCUUUACACCGCCUGUGCUGGCAUUAGACCUGAGAAAUGUCUUCCUGUGGUGAUAGAUGUUGGCACAGACAAUGAGACUCUUCUCAAAGACCCCUUCUACAUGGGCCUGUAUCAGCGACGGGAUCGGUCUCAAGCAUAUGAUGACCUAAUUGAUGAGUUCAUGGAAGCAGUUGUGGAAAAAUAUGGACAGGACACACUGAUUCAGUUUGAGGACUUUGGGAAUCACAACGCAUUCCGCUUCCUUCGGAAGUACAGGGAAAAAUACUGCACCUUUAACGAUGAUAUUCAAGGGACUGCAUCUGUAGCACUGGCUGGUCUGUUAGCAGCUCAGAGGGCCAUUGGCAAACCCCUCACCGAACACCGUGUUCUCUUCCUGGGAGCCGGAGAGGCUGCUCUUGGUAUUGCCAGUCUGAUUGUGAUGGCCAUGAUGGAGUUGGGACUUACCCAAGCAGAGGCCAGAGAAAAGAUCUGGAUGUAUGACGCUCAUGGUUUACUCGUGAAGGACAGAGCACACAAAACAGAUGCCAACCAGGAGGUCUUUCUUCACGACAGUCCGGGGACAGUACAGACCUUCCUAGAUGCUGUUAACACUAUCAAACCCACUGCUAUCAUUGGUGUGGCAGGAGCCGGGCCUCUCUUUACCCAUGAUGUCAUCAAAGCCAUGGGAUCCUUAAAUGAGCGGCCAAUUAUAUUUGCCUUGAGUAAUCCAACGAAUAAAGCAGAGUGCACAGCAGAGGAAGCCUACACGAUAACUAAUGGUAGAUGUUUGUUUGCUAGUGGCAGCCCGUUUGAUGCAGUCACACUGAGCGAUGGUCGUGUGUUUAUACCAGGACAAGGGAACAAUGCUUACAUCUUCCCAGGUGUUGCUAUGGCUGUGGUCCUGAGUGGAGUGAGGCAUAUCUGUGAUACUGUAUUCUUGGAGGCUGCCAAGACGCUUGCUGAGCAGCUAUCAGAUAAAGAGCUUGCAGAGGGAAGGCUCUAUCCUCCUCUUUCCAACAUCAGAGAAGUUUCUCUUCAGAUUGCUGUCAAGGUGAUGGAGUUCGUCUAUGCCAAAGGCAUGGCGUUCCGUUACCCUGAACCUCUAGACAAGAACGGCUUUGUGCGUGCCACUGCGUGGAACACAGACUACGACUCCUUACUGCCAGAUACUUAUGAUUGGCCAGGUGUUAGCUUCAGUCCUAUCAAAUAGAAGUCUACAUCUACACAUCCUCAAAGUGGCCAGUGUCAUGGUGGACCCCCUUCCCCUUCUUUCAUUUUUCACCCCAAUUUUUUUUUUCACUGAAACAGUUGCUGAUGCAAACAUUAGUUUGUGUCAAAGCUGUUGCACUGGAUCUGUGAGAACUGGAGACUAGAGACAGACUGUAGAAGGAGCCACGGCUUCUCUUCACAAGUUAAUACUGUUUUAAUGUCAACUAGAGGGCCACCUGGUGGUGGAAAGGUGCAGUGUGUGAUACCUAGUGAAAUUUAAAUACCCUUUACAUUUUUUCUUCGUUUGAAAGUAGAAAAAAUGUGAUAGUGUUAUUUUUGUUUAUUUACAUUUUAUGUCCCGCAAAACUUUGAUCAAACACUUUAAACACCUCGAUAGCAAUUUUGUAAGAGAAAACAAGAAAUACUGCAACUAUUUUAGUUUAAAAUGUGAAUCUUUAACAAAACGGUUAGACAUAUAGUUAUUGUUUUCAAUACAUCCUUUUUUUUAAACAUAAGAAUACAUUGGCUACUGAGUAAUUGCCCUAAUUCUAUGAAAACAGAUUUCACCAGGUAUCUGACAGAAUAAAUGUAACCCAAUUGUUGUCUGCACUCCAAAUGAACAACUAUUUAUUAAGCACAAAUUUCGUUCAAACUUUUUAACUGCAUGCAGAUAUUUCAACCAAUGUUGUGUUAACACUCCUUUAGUAAUUUUAUAUUAAAUUAUCCAUCAUCUUAAAACAUUUCCUUGAAGAAAAUAUAUUACCCGUAUUAGUAUAACAUUAUAGAAUAUACAUUAUUUUCUUAAGGUAAUGUGCACUUUUUGACUCCAUAUUUAUGAUCAUUUCUUUUUAAACUUUAAUAUCUCUCUUUUUUGUUCACAUACAAUCGAGCAAGUUGAGAAUCUAGGCUUUUUUUUAACCCCAGAGAUGGCCACAGAGAUUAAAAUUGCAGCUCACAGCAAUUUAUUUUUCAGCUAAAUACAGCAGAAAAAUAUAUAUAGUAUUGCUAAAAGUCAAAAUGAUAAAGAUGAUUUACCACUUAUGAAAUACAUAAACAAAUAUCCAGAUUUUCACAGAUGGAAUAACUGUACAAAUACACACAAGUACAAAUAUAAUAAACCUUGUUUAUUAUAAAACAAAGUGUCAGUUGUGUUGUUAAAUUACCUAAAACAAUAUUACCUAUUGUUUUACAAUAGGUAAACAAUAUUACCUAUUGUUUUAGGUAAUAUUAUUGUCAUGCAUUUUACCAAAAUUGCUUACAACAUACUGUUGACAGCUGAGAAAUGGUCUGAUGGAACAAAAAGCGACUUUGGUUUUAGUAUCGAAUGGUUUUCAAUAUUCAGUGUGCAGCUUUUUCUCUGUGCAGCUUUAUGAUGUGAUGUGUUGCUAAAGGGAAAGUGUUAUUUAUAUUUGUAAAUAUAUACAUGCACAAAUUAAAUUAAUCUGAACUCAGACCCUCCGUCGUUUCCUGGCAGUAUUUGUCCAAUGUUGUGUUGCUGAUUUUUUUUUUUUUUUAGUAUUUGUGCUACUUUAUUUUAUUUAAUAUGUUGGUAAUUUUACUGAACUCUUAUACCAAACUGCACUGCAUUCUGGGAAAUGUAGGUAGAGGAAAGGCUUUAUCCACUCAGUCUCCUACCCAGCUAAGCAAGGUGGGUGGCAACUAACUCGGAGGUAGCAGCGAGUAACUUGCGCAGCAGCAGUUUUGUGUUUCGCCACCGUGCCUCAACUUCUUAGAACAACGUAGAGUGAUAAAAUGAAGGCAACAGCUUAAAAGGAAAUUGAGAGUACAGGUCCCAUCACCAGUUUGGCAGUAUUUCAGAUAUUUAAAACAAAAAAACUAAUCAAUUGUCAAUUGAUAUGAAUACGCUGACAUAGUCAUAUCGCCCAACCUAGUUGAUGUA